Molecule: messenger RNA, 450 nt
Organism: Fraxinus pennsylvanica
Lineage: Eukaryota; Viridiplantae; Streptophyta; Magnoliopsida; Lamiales; Oleaceae
Source: the annotation of a GenBank genome assembly
AUGGCUACCACAUCCUCGUCGUCAUCUCUAUUAUUCACAAGCUUCUUGCAAAAAUCCACAAAUUCCUCGAAGACCCACCCGUCGGAACUCAAUUUCCGGUCCCUCAAACAAAAAAUUCUCCCUUUAAAGUUCACACACAAAUUGCCCGUUACCGUGAAUCCAAGAAGACUCAAUGCGGUAGCCGAGGACACUUCAGUAUCCACUGCAGACCCGUCAAUCGACUCCGCAAGAAGACUGUAUGUGGGCAACAUUCCGCGGACCGUUACGAAUGAUGAGCUCCGGAAAAUUGUUGAAGACCAUGGAGCUGUUGAAAAGGCCGAGGUAAUGUAUGAUAAGUACUCUGGAAGGAGUAGACGGUGCUUGAAGGGCAGAAGAUUCGGGUCAAUAAAGCAUAGAAUUAUCAGAAGAGAUAGUGUCUAUGCCACUAGAACAUGGAAACUUUUCUUGUGA